Molecule: messenger RNA, 792 nt
Organism: Botrytis porri
Lineage: Eukaryota; Fungi; Ascomycota; Leotiomycetes; Helotiales; Sclerotiniaceae
Exons: 3
Coding region: 1-792 (263 amino acids)
Biological process (GO): transmembrane transport
Cellular component (GO): membrane
Molecular function (GO): transmembrane transporter activity
Source: RefSeq, a predicted model, not a curated record
AUGCUGGGAGCGGCUGGAACAAAUCCGAUGUGGAGAAAGGCAUAUGGUACAUUUGACGCAAAGUAUGUCUAUAUAUUCACAACCUUGAUUUUUGAGGUCGGCUCCGCGAUAUGUGGUGGUGCUCCCAACAUGAACGCUCUUAUUGUUGGUCGAGCUAUUUGCGGACUGGGAGGAAUAGGAAUGUAUAUCGGUGUCAUGACUGUGAUGUCCGAGAAUACAUCAAAGACUGAGCGGCCAGUAUAUCUUGGGCUGAUAGGUGGUUGGUCCUUUCAUAUGAGGGGGUUUUGCCGACAGUGGAGCCACGUGGCGAUGGGGAUUCUAUAUCAACCUUUGCAUUGGAGGAAUCUUCGCUCCUGUAUAUGUAUUCCUCAUCCCAAACCCCGAUCUAACUUGGGUCUUCUUGGUAUAUGGAGACAAAUUGACUGGCUUGGUGCCUCACUUCUCUUGGGUGCCAUUGCAUCCCUGCUAAUGGCCAUUGCCUUUGGCGGACUACUAUUUCCAUGGAAUUCCGGAUUUAUCAUUGGGCUUUUCGUCACUGGAGGUGUUUUGUCUAUAGCAUUGGCAAUUCAGCAAUUAAAUACGCUAGGGACAACAGAAGAACACAGACUGAUUCCGAUAGAAUACCUUCAGUCAAAAGAUAUAGUUAUUUUAUUCAUUGAGACAGCCUACGCCGGAGCAGCAGUGUUCCUUCCAAUAUACUUAAUUCCUAUUUUCUUCGAAAUCAUCCACGGCGAGUCUGCAUUGGGUUCCGGUCUCAAGCUCCUCCAUUUAUCUUGGUUUUGGUUACUAUGA